AUGGUAUUAAAGCUUCUAGACACCGACCGAGGCUGGUGGGUUCGGGCCUUCACGGCUGGAUCGAAGGAUAAGCCCUCAGAAGGGGAAAUCUACAGCCAAAGAGUAGACAAAUCUGGCUUCGGCCGCCCGUAUAAGCCGUCAUACCCCUUGCUGGUCCUCGAUGAUUCCGGGCCGGCGUCCCAGGAGCUCAUAGAAGGACUUCGAAAAGAUAAUUUACUAGAAUUCUUGAUCGAAGAGGGCCGGGAAGCCGACUUUGGCAGGCUGUACGGUCUUUAUAGAUCCCUCUACGAAGCAGGACACGAGCUAGAAGCCUGUACUCUCAUCAUAAGGCACUGGCUCGGUGAAUGCUGGAAUCACCACCCCAUAUGCCAAAGCGAGCCAGAGGGCUGGGUCCCCGAACUCCCCCGCCGCCUCAUCUACCUGGGCGAGCUUUCAACAACCACCGUUGAAAAGAUCAAGAUCAUAGACACCGAUGGCCACGCCGACUUCCAAUACAUUGCCGUGAGCUAUAGAUGGCCGAUGUACCUAUCCAAGAAUCAGCAAUUAAACGAAGACACGCGAGAUGCGUUCUACCGUGGCUAUCCAGUUUCACGCCUUCACCCUUUGUACGCGGACACGUUCAAAGUGGCGGCCAUGCUCGGCAUCAAAUACGUGUGGAUCGACGCACUUUGCAUCCUGCAAGGCACCGACCAAGACUGGCUCGCCGAAGGAUCCAAAGUAGCCUCUGUCUACGGAAACUCCGUCUUCACACUCGCCUAUGGGGACGGCCCCGACCUGCCGGGUCUGGACCCCGGGUGCCCGCCCUACCAUGAAAGCUGCCGCCUGGAAGAAGCGGUCCGGGCGGCCUCGAGGCCAUUUCUACAGGGAAAGCUGACAGAGUUUGACAGGAGGAACCCAGAGGCUCUCUACUCCUGGCUGGAGGCAAACGGCAACUUCCCCACAAGGACGGAGGGCGAGAUCGAUAAGCGAGGGUGGGCGUUCCAGGAAAGGCUGCUGUCGAAGAGGAUCCUCUCGGUGACCAAAGACGGUUUCUUCUGGGACUGCUGCAGCCUCAACACCGCCGGCUGCCGGCCUCUUGGGCUGCGGGGCGACUUCAGUCCCAAGUUCCGGGACCUGGAGGAGAGGCGGCUCAAGACGCUGCUGCUCACAGGAAACGUCAGCCGGGAGGUUGCUCUGGACAGCGGCAUGUACCUUCUCUGGAGGCAAAUCGUUGAAAAGUACAGCCGUCGGAACUUCACCUACAAUAGAGAUAGGCUCGUUGCCUUGAAAGGCGUCGUCCAGCGCUUCCAGACCGUGAUCAAGGAACCGUCUUUCUUGGGGAUGUGGCAAGGCGAUGUGCUCCGGUCGCUGGUGUGGUUCUGUGACAGGCAGCCGGACAGCCCGGACUUGUUGAGCUUGCAUAACGACCACCCUGAGCUCCGUGUCCCCUCAUGGUCCUGGGCGUCCGUGGAAUCUCCAGUUGGGUACCGACUCUGGCAUCCGUACCAGAGAUAUGCCACCCACAGCAUCGAAAGCGUGACCCUCUGUGCGGAUCUGGAAGGGAUAAAUGCCAAACUGGCGCCUGGUUCGUACUCAACUUACACCGGCACUGUAUCCGUAAAAGGGCCUCUUACGAAAAUAGCCCCCGGAGCGUUGAAGCGUCCGGGUUGCAAGGUGAUUCGAGAUUCGCAUCGUCCGACGAACAAAUUUGCCUUCUCUCAACUUCAACAUGUCUACAUCCUGCCUAUCCUAAAAGCUGGAUAUUCCGCGAACUUGCAGGCGUACUAUUGCCUUGUCCUUGUCGAAGCUGGAUUGGACCUGCGCAAUCCGGGUAGGGUUGUUAGAUUCAAGUCGGACAUAGAUAUGGGAAUGGAUCCGGAGAUGAAAUUCGAGCGCGUCGGGCUCUUCGUUGUCGAUUGUGCCACAAGACACAACCUCUGCUUCAACGACCCGUCCUUCUGCCGAAAUGAAGAAUGCAGGAAGAUACUCAGUCUUGGUAAUGAGGGCAAGGAGACACGCCAUUACACAGGCGAGGCUCGCUGUUUGGGAAGAACAAGGAUUGUUCGCAUCGUCUAG
Molecule: messenger RNA, 2055 nt
Organism: Clonostachys rhizophaga
Lineage: Eukaryota; Fungi; Ascomycota; Sordariomycetes; Hypocreales; Bionectriaceae
Source: the annotation of a GenBank genome assembly